GGAGGAAAUGGAGCAUUAUAUUGAUACUAUACGAUUUUCUAUGAAACAAAAGCAACUUCUCCUGAAAAUUAUUUGGCAACACUGACUGUCAUACGCCUUUCAAACCUGCAUGAUCACGGAAGCACCCGUUUGUCGUCUCCUUCAACAUGCGCCAUUCUUGCUUUUUUCCCGGUGAAAAUAAGAAAAUUAACUGAAAUGGGCACUUUUUACAGCAGUUUAAGAUCUCGCGCUGGGCCAAAUGUCAGCGCUGCAGCUCAGAGCGGAAGCCAUGUUAUAGCUCCUGUACUCACUAACAAUACAAUAACAGGCAAUGUCCACUUCCUGCAUAAUGCACCUGGUUUUACUUUUGAUCGGCUACACUCUGAAACAACACAAACUUCAGAAACAAGAUCAUUGAUUUUCAAGCAUAAGACACAGAUCUGCAGUGAGUAUCAGUAUGUGACCGAGUAUAACUCACUGCCUGGUGAACGUGUGCUGCUGUCUGAGCGCUACACACAACCUCUGAUCCUUCAGAGACACAGAGAUCAACAAGAGAGAGAAGAAGAGCUCCGCUCCAGUGGAGAGGACUUCCAGCAGGUCCUCAGCUCCAGGAGCAGUGAUGAAUCUUCCCAUCUGAACUCUCUGUUCAACCCAGAUGGGCAUGGAAUCAGUCCUAGUGCUGUCAUACUGCAGGGAAAUUCAGGGAAUGGGAAGACCUUAACUGUACAGAAGAUCAUGCUGGACUGGGUGUCUGAUAAACUCUACAAAGAACGGUUUGAUAUUGUGUUCCACUUAAAGUGUAAAGAAAUAAACCGCAUUCCUGGCAGAAAGAGUUUGGUGGAGAUCUUGAGCUACAGCUGCAAUUUAACAUCAGAUGAGAUCUCACAGAUACUACAGCAGUCACCAGAGAAGAUGCUUUUCAUCAUUGAUGGAUUUGAUGAGCUGAAACUCACACAGGACAUUUAUUACAUGUCACCUCACACUGAUGUGAUUCAGAAAGCUCCAGCUGAGGUCACUCUUUGUGCCCUGCUGAGAGGUCACAUCUUGCCAGAGUCCUUCCUGCUGGUCACCACCAGAUCUACAGCUACAGACACACUGAGUAAGCUGCUCAAAGGACCUCAGCGUUUCUCUGAGAUUAUGGGCUUCUCAGAGAAGGGGGUGGAGGAGUACUUCCAGAAGUUCUUUCAAGAUGAGGAACUUUUCAGGAGGGCUUAUACAUUUGUGAAGACAAAUGAAAACCUUUUCACCACCUGCUCUAUCCCUGUGAUUUGCUGGAUCAUCUGCACAACUAUCAAGGAACGUUUCAGAAUUGGUGCAGAUGUAACAAGCGGAUUGGAAACCACCACCUCCAUCUACGUUGACUUUGUGUCCACUCUACUGAAGCAUCACUGCCAGGGUUUAAGUCGGUCUGUCCCGACCCUGCUGAGGAGUCUGGGUCAGCUGGCAGAGAGAGGGAUGCUGGAACAACAAGUCUUGCUGGAUGAGAAUACUGUUUAUGAAACCAUUUCAGACCCUUCUGCCAAUCCAUUUCUUUGCAAGUUCCUCUUUAAAAGAAGAAUCAGCCAGGAGACAAUGUUCAGCUUUAUGCAUCUCAGCUUUCAGGAGUUCUUCACCGCUCUCUACUAUGUCAUUCUGGAUGAAGAAGAGUCCCAGAAAAAACUAAUUUCCAUUCAAGACUAUGGAUAUGCAGCUGUGGUUCAAUUUGCAUUUGGUCUCUUGAAUAAGGACGUGAUACACACACUUAGAAAAUCACUCCGUCUGUUUGUUCACCCAAACACACAGGCCCUUCUUAAAGAAUGGAUUUUGGAAGAGCUCCAAAGGAAUAUUUAUCAUGAUAGAACACUUUUUAUUCUUCACUGCCUCUAUGAACUUCACGAAGAGGACUUUGUGAUAAAAGCUAUGAAAUCCUGGAAUAGGAUUAAUGCAUAUGGUGCAUUCUUUAGAAGAACAGACUGCUGGGCCCUGCUGUACUGCUCUCAGUGCUGCCAGUGCAUCGAGGAACUGGAUCUCCUGGAUUGCAGAUUAACAUCUGAAAAGUUGAUGAUGAUUCUGCCUGCACUCCCCAAGUUUAAGAAAUUAACUUUGUCUCUAGAGGAUCCAUCGGUCUCUGAUCUUGUUGAGCUGAUGUGUGCUCUGAUGAGAGGACAGACCCUGAACUCACAGGAUGUUCAUGUCGUGUCAGAUUCUGUGAAUUGUUAUGUCCAUCUGGCAAUCAGCGAAGAGCUAUCCAGAAUCUGCAUAGACCCUCUAUGGCAUGUUGAUCCUGCAGUAUCUUUGCAAUCACUUGGUCUCACCUUGCCAUACUCAGAGCUCAACAACAACAACUGGGCCAAACUUUUUCAGAUAAUUCACCAAAAGGAUUUAGAUGCAUUAAUGCUUAUUCCCUGUUCUUUCUCUAAACUGAAAAAGAUGGAAAUAAGAGCAUACUGGCUGACCAGGAGGUUGUGUGUUUGGACCCUUCAGAUCAUCCAGAACUGCCCCAGUCUAACAGAAGUCAAGGUAGAUGCUGUUUUCUUUUUACUGGAGGAGGGAAUCAAGAUCUUACAGAGGUCACGCACAACACCAGUCUGCGUUAUGAGAGUUCAAGGGUUUGUAUUGGUGUAUCAUCAUGCUUUUUGCAUCAGUAAAUUUACUUGUAUAUCUUUUCUAUGCAGUUUAAUAGAGACUAGAGCUUUUAAGCUUCAAAACAAAAACACCAUGAAAGAUGUCUUACAGUAUGUGCCGUGUGCAGCAUAUUCCAAGUCUUCUGAAGUUACAUAAUAACAUUUUGUGAAGAACAAACCCAAUUGAGGAGCAAUCUCUUAGCUCAUUACCUGUGAAUAGCUACUUAAAUUUUGGUCUGUGUCUUCCACAAUUGUUAUUACAGUGUUUAUUUUCUAUUAAAAGCAGAUGUCAGGUUUGUUAAUGACUGCAGUGAUGCUAUGCUUUGUGCUUUCUGAUUAUGAAGGUUGGUUUGCCAUAAACAAUCUCAGAAAUGUACACUUUAUGAGGACCGUUUACUUAGCUGCAACCAGGAGGUGAUGAUUCAUUUGAGUUCUCAGGGCUUUUCUAUGGAGACUUUGCGGAAGUAAGUAAAA
Messenger RNA from Onychostoma macrolepis, 3056 nucleotides. RefSeq names its product NACHT, LRR and PYD domains-containing protein 1 homolog. The transcript is spliced from 10 exons. Bases 196 to 2739 code for a protein of 847 amino acids. Gene Ontology annotation, cellular component: cytoplasm. NCBI's taxonomy places the organism in Eukaryota, Metazoa, Chordata, Actinopteri, Cypriniformes, Cyprinidae. The record is from RefSeq and is a predicted model, not a curated record.